CAGUAAGUUCAGCGCGCCCGCUCCGGCCGGCCCUGCGCCUCCCGCCGCGCCCGGGAUGUAUUCGUCCCCGCUCUGCCUGACCCAGGAUGAAUUCCACCCGUUCAUCGAGGCGCUGCUGCCUCACGUCCGCGCCUUCGCCUACACCUGGUUCAACCUGCAGGCGCGGAAGCGCAAGUACUUCAAGAAGCACGAGAAGCGCAUGUCGAAGGACGAGGAGCGCGCGGUCAAGGACGAGCUGCUGGGCGAGAAGGCCGAGGUGAAGCAGAAGUGGGCGUCCCGGCUGCUGGCCAAGCUGCGCAAGGACAUCCGGCCCGAGUGCCGCGAGGACUUCGUGCUGGCCAUCACCGGCAAGAAGGCGCCGGGCUGCGUGCUCUCCAACCCCGACCAGAAGGGCAAGAUGCGCCGCAUCGACUGCCUGCGCCAGGCCGACAAGGUGUGGCGGCUGGACCUGGUCAUGGUCAUCCUCUUCAAGGGCAUCCCGCUCGAGAGCACCGACGGCGAGCGCCUGGUCAAGGCGGCGCAGUGCGGCCACCCGGUGCUCUGCGUGCAGCCGCAUCACAUCGGCGUGGCGGUCAAGGAGCUCGACCUCUACCUGGCCUACUUCGUGCGCGAGCGAGACGCGGAGCAGAGCGCUAGUCCCCGGGCAGGGAUGGGCUCCGAGCAAGAGGACAGCAAGCCCAUCGCGCUGGACGCCACCGACUUCCAGGAGAGCUUCGUCACCUCUGGCGUGUUCAGUGUCACCGAGCUCAUCCAGGUGUCCCGGACGCCCGUGGUGACUGGAACAGGACCCAACUUCUCCCUGGGGGAGCUGCAGGGGCACCUGGCAUACGACCUGAAUCCAGCCAGCACAGGCAUGAGGAGAACGCUACCGAGCACUUCCUCCAGCGGGAGCAAGCGGCACAAAUCGGGCUCGAUGGAGGAAGACGUGGACACGAGCCCCGGCGGCGAUUACUACACCUCGCCCAGCUCUCCCACGAGUAGCAGCCGCAACUGGACGGAGGACAUGGAAGGAGGCAUCUCGUCCCCGGUGAAGAAAACAGAGAUGGACAAGUCACCUUUCCACAGCCCGUCUCCCCAGGACUCCCCCCGCCUCUCCAGCUUCACGCAGCACCACCGGCCCGUCAUCGCGGUGCACAGCGGGAUCGCCCGGAGCCCUCACCCCACCUCGGCCCUGCACUUCCCCACGACCUCCAUCCUGCCCCAGACGGCCUCCACCUACUUCCCGCACACGGCCAUCCGCUACCCACCUCACCUCAACCCCCAGGACCCACUCAAAGAUCUCGUGUCACUGGCCUGUGACCCCGCCAGCCAGCAACCUGGACCGUUAAAUGGAAGUGCUCAGCUCAAAAUGUCCAGUCACUGCCUUUCUGCUCAGAUGCUGGCGCCCCCGCCCCCUGGGCUGCCGCGGCUGGCGCUCCCCCCUGCCACCAAACCCACCUCCGAGGGAGGAAGCACGUCGCCGACCUCGCCCUUCCUGGUAUCUGGGAUAAGAAAGAUUUCUUCCCACGCCCUGCUCCUUCGUCGCGGGAACCCCAGGGGGCCCCACCGCCGGCCCCUGGCCCACGGUUUCAGUGGAACGUUACAGCGAGCAAGAACACCCCGCCGACCCCCAGCCUGGCCGAAAAGACAAAACAGACACAUCCGUACGCACAGGAGGAAAACAAGCAAAAAGGCAAAAAAAAAGCAAAAAAAAAAGACAAACGGAAAAAAAAAGAUACCAUAAAAAUCAACCCACCCAACCAAGAAGACAAGCGGUAGGGACGGCAGCCGUUGGGACUCUCGGGACACCACAGCCGGACCAGAGGGCCAGGCCGGCCGCCGCUCGGGGCUCAGGCGCCUCCCUAAGUUAUUCAUCUCCUCUGGCUGCUUCUCUGGAAGGUCAGGCGCCGCUGCCCGCCUCCGCCCAGGACCAGGUGAGCGCGGCCGGGGCCCCUGCCUGGGCCCCACCCACGGGCCAGGACAGCCAGCCCGGCCACCUCCGCCUCCGGCCCUGUCCCCACUGCAGGGCUGUCGCGUCGGCGCCUGCCGCGUGGGGACGGCGGGGGACCGGCGGGGACCGGGCGCGGGCGGGCAGGGACACGCGACAAGGGCAGAAGAGGGUCGUGGGGAGACCCUGCGUGUCUCCGGGGUCGGGCCGCGUGGCAGAAACUUUCUCCGGAGCGUCCUAGGGUCUCGGGCCUCCGCUGCCCCGACGCGGGCAGGGCUGGGCUCGCUCGGACCCGGCUUCCGCCCCAGGACUGCCCUGUUUGGGAGGAGAAGUCUCUAUGCAAUUGACCCCCAGCUCCACCCCUCGGCCUGGGAGGCCCCGCACCCCCGCACCCCCGCCGGCCUUGCUCCGCACCCCCGAGGGGAGGGACCCACGUUGCACACACUGUAAGAAAUGCACUUUCCGAGGAAGGGGCUGGGGCGCGUGGAGAGACCCAGAGCUCCCCUGGGGAGGGGACAGCUGUCUGGAGCCUCCAUGCACCCGAGCCCUGGGAGGGGAGGCCACCCCACCACGUAGACCACGGAGGUGGAGGUGAGAGCGAGUGGUUUAAGUGCCUGAUUCCCACCGCCCGCCCCCCUUUGUCCAGCUGGGAUGCGAAACAGCCGGGGGAUGGGGGGCCCUUCCAUCCCCUCCCACAGCCCGGCCGCCUCCAGUCGCUGACCCUCAUUGCUGUGCCCCCCUCAGAGCUAGAGAGAUGGGACUCCCCUGCCCCCCGUGGUCGGCCCACGGGGCAGAGCUGGGCGCCGCGAGCCCUGCCGCGCUCGGGCACCAGGGUGGGUUGUAGGGAGCCAGCGGGCCCCCCCUCGCCUCCUCUGCCAGUGCCUUACAUCCUGGAGCGACACCCCCUCCCUGGGGCCCCCCAGCCCAAAGGGGGACCACGGUUUGCACUUUCAUCUUCCCCCUGCCGACGUGGGGCUCUGCCAGGGAGGCGCAUUGCCGCUGGGCCCCCAAGAAGAAAGCAGGCCAGGCACCCAGUCCAUGUGAGCCCAGAGGGGAUUGGGGGGUUCUGGCCAGGGGAGGGAAGGGUCGGCGCCCGGGGGGCCCCCUGUAGCCACGUAGGGGAUCCCCCCAUCUGCUAAACAUUUUCCGUUGAGCCGCUCCAAAAACACUAAGCUGGGGACACCGGGUGCCCCCCAACCCCGGCUCCCUGGCCCCACCCCUGCCUCCAGCCCCAGGGUGGCCGUCUUGGGGGGGCCUGAGGGGGGGGGUUAGGUGUGCCUGGGUCCCCUCCCAUCCCAUCCCAGGCCCAGCUGGCUUCCUCCACGCCUGACCCUGGGGAAAACCUUCCCCACCGCGGGCCUCCCCACCCCCGACCCGGGCCAAAGCCAUCGCCCUGGGCAGGGCCUCUGCCUCGUGCCCCCAGCCUGGCCCUUCCCCCGUCCCCUGGUGCCCCAGGCCUGGCCAGCCUCUCCCACCUCCCCAGAAACUGGACUUCCCUCCCAAACCAGCCCAAGGGGCUUGGCAAACCCACUCGACCACAGAGAGAAAGACCCUUCCCCACCAACUCCCUCCUCCCAUCAUCCAGAGGCUUCGAGGAGCCGUUGGUCCGUCCGUCUGUCCCCAGGGCCCCCUGCAGCGGGUGGCUGUUGGGGACCAAAGCAUGGGCCGCUCUCCAGGAGGGCAGGAGGGGGGGUGGGUCGUGCAGUCGGGGUAUCCAGAAGCUUCUCAGUCGGGAACCUUAGGGUGCGGGUGGGCAGGGGAGGGGAGGGGCAGCUGGCACCCCCCCAGCCACCUAACUUUGCAUGGUGCUUAGUCGGGGAUUGCUGUGGCUCCUGAUGCCAGCUCGCCGCGGCCGACCCUGCAUGGCAAAUGAUACCUGGCUCCCCCCGCCCCGCCCCCCAGCCCUCCAACACUACCCCUCCUCUUUAAAAAAAAAAAAAAAAAGAUACAAAAAAAAACCCUUAAAAAAACUCCAUGUUUCCUAAUUUGCACGGAAUUUUCUACCACAGGAUGUGCCUUGCCUUCCGAAAAUAAGUAUUACCUUUAAACAAUAUCAGCGCACAGACAGCUGCAUGCUCUGCUCGUGUAGUUAAAAAAAGAAAAAAAAAAAAAAGACAAAACAAU
Hyaena hyaena (striped hyena) is the source of this 4051-nucleotide messenger RNA. It is a transcript of the gene NFIC, whose product is annotated as nuclear factor I C. The record is from RefSeq and is a predicted model, not a curated record. The transcript is spliced from 10 exons. Gene Ontology annotation, molecular function: RNA polymerase II cis-regulatory region sequence-specific DNA binding; DNA-binding transcription factor activity, RNA polymerase II-specific. Gene Ontology annotation, biological process: regulation of transcription by RNA polymerase II. Lineage: Eukaryota; Metazoa; Chordata; Mammalia; Carnivora; Hyaenidae. Gene Ontology annotation, cellular component: nucleus. Bases 56 to 1723 code for a protein of 555 amino acids.